This is a messenger RNA of Hemiscyllium ocellatum (epaulette shark), 1592 nucleotides long. RefSeq names its product THAP domain-containing protein 5-like. The coding region runs from base 145 to 1392 and encodes 415 amino acids. Gene Ontology annotation, molecular function: sequence-specific DNA binding. The transcript has 5 exons. The record is from RefSeq and is a predicted model, not a curated record. NCBI's taxonomy places the organism in Eukaryota, Metazoa, Chordata, Chondrichthyes, Orectolobiformes, Hemiscylliidae.
CAUAAUCUUACAGGCCUCUAGUUCGGAGCUGUAAAGCAAUGGAAUUCGAAUCCUGGGACUGGGUUCCAAUUGACGUCACAGAAGGCAGCCGCCAUCUUUCUGACAGGCAGACGGGUGGUAGAUGCUGGCGGCCGCAGCUAGAAAAUGCCAGUCUCCUGUAGUGCACUGGACUGCAAAAAUCGCUUCAAGAAAGGGAGCGGUAUAACUUUCCACAGAUUCCCUUUUUCGAGACCUGAGCUCAUGGCAAAAUGGUUAAAAGCUGUAGCACGGGAAAACUGGAUGCCAUCACCAAGAGCAACUCUCUGUAGUGAUCACUUCACAAAAGAUUGUUUUGAGGAAAGAAAUGAUAGACGACAUUUAAGAUUCUAUUCCGUUCCAACAAUAUUUCCACUACCGACAAACAAGACGACAAGCUCUCAAAGAUCACAUAAGGCAAAAGUUUCUGGUGGACAUAAGAGAAUUUCGGACAUACAGAAGCCCCAUUUGGAAUCACAAGCUAAUUCAGUAUCUGAUGCACUCUGCGAGCCAACUGAGCCAACCAACAUCACAGAUUUACAGCCUACAUUAGCCACAGAGACUCUCAACACAGGGAAGCUAGCUCAACUCGCAGCUGCAGCAGUCCUGAAUUUAGCAGAAUUUUCUCAAGUGUUGGAAGUUCCUCUAAAACCUGAAGUAGAGUCUUCAGAAGUCCCCAUGUUUUUUAAUUGCAGUGCACAAACUCAAACGUACACAACAGAAGCAAAGAUGGAAUCUGUUUCAAGUGAAUUAGUAACUAUUCAUUCAGAGAAUCAAUCUCAAGAUUCAGCUGCAGCUCUGAGUUCAGAUACCCUCCAUUGGACAGCCAAUGUAUUAUCAGCACCUGAAGUACUAUCGGAUACAUCUACUGUGCUUGUGAGUUCAGUAGAUGUUCCUACAGUGCCGGCUAAUGUUUUGCCCUGUUUAUUUACAACAUCUGCAGAACUAACAUCUGACCAAGUCACUAUAUCGGAAGAAACUACUUGGAUAUCUGCAGAAGUGCUUAUUCCAGAAACACAAACUCAUUUAUCAGCUCCAGUUUUGGCUUCUGAAGAACUGCAAUACUCCUCAGCAGGAGGAAAACUGCUUUCAUCUCGUAAUGAUCAAGAUAUGCCAGGAAUGACAUUUCCCCAAGAUCACAGUUAUUUUAUGAGUCCUUGCCCUGAUAUCAUCAGGAGAACUCUAGGAAAGAAGCUUGCGUGGGAGAGAAAGAAGAAUGAAGAGCAUCGGCAAAAGUUCAGAGUACUCCAACAAAAACUGAAAAGAAAAGAGCAGAAAAUUGACAAUCUGACAAAAAUUAUCAGCCAGCUGAGAGAAAAGCAUGAUGAAAAUGAAAAUGAACAAGAAGAGUUGGACCAAACACAGCAAUGCUACUGAAGUGAAGGACUUGCGUCUGUAGGAGCAGUCAGUCAGUGGCCAUGUGAUGAAAAGACAAGUGAAAUCCUGUACUUCAUUGACAAAAGAGUUGCAAAAGAAGAACUGAUAUACUAUGAAUGAAAAUUUGAAACGUUUGCGGAUUGUUUCUGGAUUUCAGCAUAAACGCUGAGCAAAAUAAUAAAACCUAUUAAUUGUUCCAA